AUGGAUUGGUGUUGCUUUACGAAAAAAGCUACCGAUGGAACUCCUAUGUAUUACGUUGGAAACCCUCUGUUUCAAGAAUGGUUUCGAAUCCCUCUCCCUCCUUUCCUCUCUUUGCAAGAUCUUAAGAUAUUAAGGAACCGCGGGCUUAACAGCGACAGUGGAUUGGUUACGAAGAUGCAGAGUGGUAUUGUUGUGAGUUACAAGGUAGUGUUCGUGAUGAGUCAUGGUGGUAUUAAAGUCGGUUUUGCGAUUUACUCAUCUGAUACAUGGACGUGGGAAACUCGACACGUGACUUGUCUUGAUUUUAUACUCUUGUUUGGUUCGCACAAGUCAAUUGCUUUGAAUGGGAUUCUUCACUGGAUUUUUUAUAGGGAUGGCAGUGGCACCCGUUCUAUUUUAGCCUACGAUUUCUAUGGAGGUCAUGAUGAUAUAUUGUGUAGUAUCGUAGAUUUCCCAGAUACUGGAGAAGUUGAGGGGUUAUCGCGUUUUACGAGAACCAUCACGACCUCGGAAGGGUCUAUUGUGUAUUUCAACGAGUUCGUUGAGAAUGGAAACCGCACAUUACGGGUUUGGAGGCUGGUCACGUACACCGAUGUUGAUCCUGAGGCGUGGCAGCUCUUUUGGGAAGUUAGCUUGGAGCCUUUGAUCGAGUUCUUUGGUGUCGUUAUUUCCCAGUGUCUUUACGAGGAAACCGCAGAGAAUAGCAAAAAGUGUAUGGAUGGUUGCAUCUUGAGUUUUAAUGAGUGCAGCGAGUAUAUGCAGAGGUACUAUAUCCCACUGAGAUCAACUGGUAUUGUUAAUCACCUCUUUUCACAGUAUGUUCUCCCUCGUUGGCUACAACGUCUCCCUCGUCCUCAGCCUACUUAA
Messenger RNA from Camelina sativa (false flax), 867 nucleotides. NCBI's taxonomy places the organism in Eukaryota, Viridiplantae, Streptophyta, Magnoliopsida, Brassicales, Brassicaceae. The record is from RefSeq and is a predicted model, not a curated record.